Daldinia vernicosa is the source of this 1945-nucleotide messenger RNA. RefSeq names its product MFS general substrate transporter. Gene Ontology annotation, biological process: transmembrane transport. Bases 214 to 1731 code for a protein of 505 amino acids. The transcript is spliced from 3 exons. Gene Ontology annotation, molecular function: transmembrane transporter activity. NCBI's taxonomy places the organism in Eukaryota, Fungi, Ascomycota, Sordariomycetes, Xylariales, Hypoxylaceae. The record is from RefSeq and is a predicted model, not a curated record.
ACGGCGAUUAUUAAUUUUCAAGGUAUGUUCGUACUUUGCGCUUAUAUGCUAACGGGUACCUCAUUGUGUUUUACUUCAAGCACUAGUACUUAGCAUGGACCAUCGUCAUAAUAAUACCUAAGCUAACACUAGAUAUUUACAGGGUCUAUUCUAGAGAGCUUUUCUUCGAAUCGCUACAUAGAAGAAAACUGACCAAUCGACCAAUCCUAAAAGAUGGCAGACGCGAAAGAGGCGGCGGUCGACGCCGAUACACAAGCCGUUCGAAGAUCCCACUCGGAUCUUGCCGCGAGUACGCACGGCCCCGAAGCGCGUCCUGAUAGUUGGAUGUAUCGAGGUUUUCGGAUCGGCGGGAAGGAAUUCUGGUAUGCGUCACCAAAGAUCCAGCUUCUGAUGGUGGCUUUCGUCUGCUUCAUGUGCCCUGGAAUGUACAAUGCGCUCCAAGGUCUCGGUGGUGGUGGACAGGUCGAUUCCACUGUGCAAGAUCACGCAUCCACCGCUCUUUAUUCCGUCUUCGCUGUCGUCGCUUUCUUUUCCGGCUCCAUCGCGAACAAACUCGGUGUAAAGAUUACUUUGACUAUCGGUGGUAUCGGUUACUGCAUUUACUCUUCUAGUUUGUUGUGCUACAGCCAUACCGGCAAUGUUGGUUUCGUCGUCUUCUCCGGUGCUCUUUUGGGUCUUUGCGCCGGUCUGCUCUGGACUGCGCAAGGAACUAUCAUGAUGGCUUACCCCCCCGAGGAGUCUAAAGGCCGCUACAUUAGUUGGUUUUGGAUCAUCUUCAACCUCGGCGCUGUUAUUGGUAGCUUGAUUCCUCUCGGACAGAACGUCAGCAAUAACACUGGUACAGUCACGGAUGGCACGUAUAUUGGCUUCAUUGUUCUCAUGUUUGUCGGAGCGUGUCUUACCACGCUCUUGGUGAAUGGAGACAAGGUUAUCCGUGAUGAUGGUUCCAAAAUCAUCUUGAUGAAGAACCCUACUUGGCAGAGCGAGUUCAUUGGACUCUGGGAGUGUAUCUCCCUCAGCCCCUGGGUCGUUGCUCUAUUCCCAAUGUUCUUCGCUUCCAACAUCUUCUACACAUACCAGCAGAACGUUCUCAAUCUCGCCUAUUUUGACACUCGUGCCCGCUCACUGAACAACCUUCUUUACUGGCUCGCCCAGAUUUUUGGCGCCGUUAUUGUCGGAUACGCUCUUGACAUCAAAUCGAUUCGGCGGUCAAUGCGUGCCAAAAUCUCAUUCGUCGUGCUUUUCGCCCUCACCUUUGUCAUCUGGGGUGGUGGCUGGGCGUGGCAAGAGCACCAGCUUGACCGAGCGGCGUCUAAAGAAGUACCCGACGAUCAGAAGAUUGACUGGAGAGACAGCAACUUCCUUGCACCUAUGUUCCUUUACAUUUUCUACGGCGUGUAUGACUCCGUAUGGCAAACAUGCAUUUACUGGUACAUGGGCGCUCUCUCAAACUCCGGCCGAAAGACCGCCAACUUGGCUGGAUUUUACAAGGGUCUGCAAUCCGCUGGUGCUGCCAUUUUCUGGCGCUUGGACGGUAUCCACACCGAAUAUAAUACCAUCUUCGCUGCUACCUGGGGUGUUUGUGCCGGAUCUCUCCUAAUUGCCGCCCCGAUCAUUUUCAUGAGAAUCAAGGACACUACCGAGCUCGACGAGGACCUUAAAUUCAGUGAUGAAACGGCGGGUGAUGUCCUACCGACCGCAGUUCCGGAAGAGAAGCGCACUGAAGUUUAAGCAGUGAUUUCUUUUAUUUAUAUGCUUUUUUUAAUAGUUAAAAACACUACGAGCGGGGUGUUUAUGGUUUUGAUAGAGCCAUGGAUUGAGCGGCUGAAGAUUACGAAGUGGUUGGCAUAACCUAGCCUACCGGUGUUGACGCAUGAUGAUGAAUAUAGUAUUGAACAAAUUCAUUCAUAAGCAUAUAAAUAUACCCCAUGAUGCAGUUGUCAGA